CAAUGGCCUGUAUUUUUUAUUCAGUAUAUUAUUGUUAGUGCUUAUCUCUGUAAAUGAAUAAAUUACUGCUCUAUCUGAUAUAUUGAUGUUAUUGAGAAAUGAAUAGAUGCAGUAAUAAUUAAAUAAACGUAUUUUCAAAGUGAAAUGUUUAUACUACAGUAAUUUACCCUAAUAAGAAUCAACUGGAUACAAUGAGUGCUGAAGAAAGAUUUGUAACGGAGGUACCUAGCAGUCUAAAGCAGUUAGCUAGACUGGUUGUACGUGGAUUUUAUACUAUAGAGGAUGCCUUAAUCGUGGAUAUGUUAGUUAGAAAUCCCUGUAUGAAGGAAGAUGAUAUUUGUGAAUUAUUGAAAUUUGAUCGCAAAAUGUUGCGUGCUAGAAUAUCUGUACUGCGUAAUGAUAAAUUUAUUCAAGUCAGACUGAAAAUGGAGACUGGUUCUGAUGGGAAAGCACAGAAAGUUAACUACUAUUUCAUUAACUAUAAGACGUUUGUAAAUGUGGUGAAGUACAAGUUAGAUUUAAUGAGAAAGCGGAUGGAGACCGAAGAACGUGAUGCUACCAGUAGAGCCAGUUUCAAGUGUACAAACUGUUUGAAAACAUUUACAGAUCUCGAGGCAGAUCAGCUGUUCGAUAUGACAACAGGUGAGUUCAGAUGUACCUACUGCCGAGAAGUUGUUGAAGAAGAUCAGUCAGCUCUGCCAAAGAAAGACUCGAGGUUAUUAUUAGCAAAAUUUAAUGAACAGCUCGAGCCAUUAUAUAUCCUAUUACGAGAAGUAGAAGGAAUAAAAUUAGCUCCAGAGAUAUUGGAGCCAGAACCUGUAGAUAUCAACACUAUCAGAGGAAUCGAUGCAAGGAAAGCAAGUGGUCUACGCGCUCCUGGUGAACAAUGGUCUGGAGAAGCAACAAGAUCGGCUGGCUUCAUGGUGGAAGAUACUAGAGUGGAUGUUACGAUAGGCGAUGAAUCUGCCAAUGACAACACAGCUAAUCGCAGAAAAGAAAGACCAAUCUGGAUGAUGGAGAGUACAGUAAUUAAUGCCGACGGUUCUCAGACCGAUGCGGCGAGCGCGCAAGAGAGUAUCCUUGACAAGGCUGCCUCAAAUGCUACAAACACAACAACAAUGAGCAACAACAAGCAAGGAGAAGAUAUUAUGUCUGUACUUCUGGCACAUGAGAAGAAAGGUGGCACCAACGCAGCUAAUGCUGUUAAGGCUGUACUUCCUCAAGAAUCCAGUGACAGUAGCGAUAACGAGGAAAUUACCGAAAUGCAGACAGUGGACACUGGCGAAGUAGAAACUAUGGACUCUGAAGAUGAUGACCUGUUACCGACUGUUAGCGUGGGGGGUAAAACUGUGGCAAUCACGGAUGUUAAUGACACGUUAAUUGCGGAAAUGACACCUGGUGAAAAGGAAGCUUACAUUCAGACAUAUCAGGAAUAUUAUUCGCAUAUGUACGACUAACUAUGAUGGCUGAAUAUUAUAUUUUUCACGUGGUACAGUUUGUUAGUGGGACUACAAACUGCAAUAGUGUAAUAUUUUGUAUAGACAUCGAAAUAAAUGAAUUUUUUGGAAAA
This is a messenger RNA of Cephus cinctus (wheat stem sawfly), 1570 nucleotides long. RefSeq names its product general transcription factor IIE subunit 1 (gene TfIIEalpha). Bases 192 to 1457 code for a protein of 421 amino acids. The record is from RefSeq and is a predicted model, not a curated record. Gene Ontology annotation, biological process: transcription initiation at RNA polymerase II promoter; transcription open complex formation at RNA polymerase II promoter. The transcript has 8 exons. NCBI's taxonomy places the organism in Eukaryota, Metazoa, Arthropoda, Insecta, Hymenoptera, Cephidae. Gene Ontology annotation, cellular component: transcription factor TFIIE complex.